Hemibagrus wyckioides is the source of this 4571-nucleotide messenger RNA. It is a transcript of the gene spata13, whose product is annotated as spermatogenesis associated 13. Bases 402 to 4211 code for a protein of 1269 amino acids. Gene Ontology annotation, cellular component: cytoplasm. The transcript is spliced from 14 exons. Lineage: Eukaryota; Metazoa; Chordata; Actinopteri; Siluriformes; Bagridae. Gene Ontology annotation, biological process: filopodium assembly; lamellipodium assembly. The record is from RefSeq and is a predicted model, not a curated record. Gene Ontology annotation, molecular function: guanyl-nucleotide exchange factor activity; protein binding.
AUGCUCGCGCCUCUCCGUCUGAAACGCUUCAACAAGUCGUGAGAGGUCAGAGCUCUGCGUCUUUCUCUGGAACCUGCGACUCUUCAGUUAUUACUUUAAUUUAUUUAAUUUAUUUAUUUCUACAGUGGGUUUUCUAACAUUUUAAACCUCACCUCGAGGACUUUAGUUUUAGUCUAGAAUCUUCCACCAUGUAACACGACUUGAGUUCGGUUUUAUUCGGUUUUCUGGAAAUAUAUCAAGUUUAAUCUUUUCGUGAACGACUUUUCCGACUUGCGAAAAUGCUGACCAUGAGAAAUCCAGUGGACUUUGGACUUUUUGGUGUGAACCAGAGCCGGGUUCAAUGGCUGGAGCUGUGCUGAACACCAGGUCGUGAAGGGACAGUAUCCACACACAACAGAAGUAUGAGCAAGACAGCUCACUCAGAUAGAGCCUCAACUCAGGGCAGGAUGUCUCUGGCAUACCCUUCAAAUGCAAACGGAGCUUCUGUUGAUCAUCACACCGAGGCUCCAGUGAGGCUCAGCUGCAGCUCCUUUGAAGCGGAGAAGAGGGUGAAUCCAGGUGCCCCAGUGAGGCCAGUCCACCCUGAGGCCUGCUGUGAAAAACGUGGAGUCAAUGGAAUGAACGCUCAUCAAUGGUCCACCCCGGUUAUUGUUGAUGCACAAGAUAUAUCAUGUUCCUCCAAAAACAUGCGCAUCUUUUCCUUCCAGCGAAAGUGUGGUGCGACAGGCCCUGAGAAGACACCGCUUCGAGUUCCGGCCAGUGCUUCACAGGCGUUCCAUUUCAUGGGUUCUUUCAAAAAGCUGCGCUCCUCCGUUCUCCAGGGCAUCCAGAACAGAGGAGGUGUGACAGGAGACAAUCAGGAUAAAGACUUGUCCAUAAGUAAUGAGGAGAACAGUGGUUUCUUUGUAACCAAAAGAAAUUUUGGAAGUGGUCAAACCAAUGGGAAGGAGAUGCCAAUGGUUAGCAAUGGGGUAUCAGCUGUAUCAAAAACAUGUGUUUUAGAUGAGGAGGAUGAUGACGAGGAAGAUGGUUAUGGGUUACAGAGGAACUCACACUUCUCACAGAGUAUACGUAGAGCAUAUGGAGCAGGACGCAUCUCCCUGUUGGACAAUGCACGAAAGCAGUCAGAAAGUCCUACCGCUCAAGAACCUGCUUCUCGCCCUCGACCCUGCAGCACCGUGGAAACCACUGGGCCCAAUGUCAUUUUUGAUACUGAUAUGAAGGCCUUGAGUAGACUAAGCAAAAGUGCUGACAACUUGCACAUAUUUAAGAGCCCUUUCAAACGUAAAGUACCCUCGACUCAGACCCAGAACCAGGAAGAUCCCAACACCCCAAAUUUCCCCAGAACAUCUAGUGCUUCGUCUGUAGUUGUGGAGGAUUGUGUAUCAAGUCGAUGUAGAGGAGCUACAGGAGUGAGGGGAAAGAUGCUCAAACUCGUCGGCAGUUUAACAGAUCUGUCUCCCAACCGCAAGCCCAACAGCGACCCCACCACCACAGCCCACUUAUCGGCUCUCAGCCAGCUCCAUGACAACUAUUCCCGCAGGACUCCCUGUGUUCCUGCUAGCGAGCGCCAACGCAGGCCUCCGCCACCCAAUACCUGCUCGUCUGACAGGCAGAAAGUUCAGGCUGAUGUUCAUAGCCACACCCCAAUUGUACAUGCCGACUCCUCAGUACCCAUUACCGUUAAUGCCUUGGAUCAUCAGGUUCCUCAGUGUUCCCCCUCCACAGGUCAGGACCCCAGUUCUUGUGCCCAACUUCCAGUGAGCUCACCAACUUUGUGUUCAGAUAUUCCCCUCACACCUGUCACAGGAAAUUGUGGGACUGUGGAACAAGAGCAAAGUGUGAAAACUGACUUUAUUCAGGAUGAGCAGUGCACCAGUCCAGGGCAGGAGCAGAGACUGGACAGCGUUAAAGUUAACCUAGAGUGCAUCUGGAAGACUCUGGAGAGAGAGAGUAAAAGUCUAGAGACGCCAUCCGGAGCCCCGUCUUACACAGACCUCGUGAAGGAAAAUGACGAAAGAUACAGCGACUCGGUGUUCGUUAGUCCUCCCGCCACACCCACAUGUGCCUCAGCAUCACCCCUGGUAACGACACCGACCUCGCCGGCCUCCUCCUGCGACACGCUCGUCUCUUCCGUGCCCAGGAGGAGAGCGAACAGAAACCGACCUCGACCGAUCUCAGACUACGGGCAGCUCAUCUGCAGAAAAUAUGCCGCCCCCAAGGAGGAAGUGGAACUCCAGGGCGAUGCUCAGGAGGAACGUAACGCUGACAACACACACGAUGAGCCACACAGUCAAGAGAACAGCUGUGGGAAUGGACACAUGGACAGCAGGAGGAGGAGACCCAUCUCUGUGAUUGGAGGAGUGGAUCUGUUUGCAUCUCCGGAUGAGAAGGAAGACGCUGAUUUGCCUUCUCCUGUGACUCGGCCCCCUGUUCCCUCUCAUGGUGUGCCUCCGUACCGCGCCGUGUCCGCCCGCCUGCGCCCCUGCGUCUUCUCCCAGAGCACACCAACGGGCCUGGACCGAGUGGGCUGCCGCAAACAGCACCGAGUCCUCAGCGAUGGGAACUCAGGGCCGGAUGACAGCGUGAGUGAGGAGGACGGCAGUUUUGAUGAGCUCACAGAUGGAACACCGUAUCUGCAGCCCGAGGUCGAUCUGUCAACUUUAAACCAGUACAUCUCGUCAGGACAUGUCGUUUACGCCGAGGCCCUGUGGGACCACGUGACCAUGGGCGAGCAGGAGCUGGCCUUCAAAGCCGGGGACGUCAUCCGGGUACUGGAUGCCCAGGAGAAAGACUGGUGGUGGGGGCUGGCGGGCGAGCGUCAGGCCUGGUUCCCCUCCAGCUUUGUGAGGGUGCGUGUGAAUCAGGAGGACUCGCCCAGCGACGGUGUGGAGAUCUCCCCAGAACAACAGGAGGACCUUUCUAAAGAACCACGCAGCCAGACGUCCGAGCACCGAGAGCAGAUGAGGGCCAAUGUGGUCCAGGAGAUCAUGAACACCGAGCGCGUCUAUAUCAAACACCUCCGAGAUAUCUGUGAGGGUUAUAUCCGCCAGUGCAGGAAACACCCGGGUAUGUUCACAGACGCUCAGCUCAAGACUAUCUUCAGCAACAUCGAAGAUAUCUACAAGUUCCAGCGGAAGUUCCUGAAGGAUCUGGAAAAGAAUUAUGAUAAAGAAAACCCUCACCUGAGUGAGAUUGGGUCCUGCUUCCUUCAACAGGGUGAAGGUUUCUCCAUAUACUCGGAGUACUGUAACACACACCCGGCGGCGUGCGCUGAGCUGCAGAGACUGAUGAAGCAGGGACGCUAUAAACACUUCUUCGAGGCUUGUCGUCUCCUGCAGCAGAUGAUUGACAUCUCCAUCGCCGGCUUCCUGCUUACUCCUGUGCAGAAGAUCUGCAAAUACCCGCUUCAGCUGGGCGAGCUGCUCAAAUACACACCGAAAGACCACAGUGACUACGCAAGUGUGUGUAAAGCCCACGAGGCGAUGAAGAACGUGGCCAGUCUGAUCAACGAGAGGAAGAGGAGGCUGGAGAGCUUCGACACCAUCGCACACUGGCAGGAGGCCAUCAUGCACUGGGAGGGUGAAGAUGUGUUAUCACGGAGCUCUGAGCUGGUCCAUUCGGGUGAGCUGACACGAGUGGUCCGUGCCGGGAAGACACAGCAACGCAGCUGCUUCCUGUUCGACCAUCAGCUGGUCUUCUGUAAAAAGGACGUCCUGUGGCGGGACCUGCUGCACUACCGCGGACGCCUUAACACAGACGGCUUAGUGACUCUGGAUCUCCCCGACGGCCGUCACCCGGAUUUGGGCACUCUGCGAAACGCCGUCGCCUUGCGCAACCACGACACGCUGGAGGUGCUGUGUGUGCUGAGCUGCAGGAAAGCCCAGGACAAGCAGCUGUGGCUUGAGGCUUUCAGUCGAGAACGCAGACGUGUGAAAGAGGACCAGGAAAUGGGUAUGGAGAUUAGCGAAACCCAAAGAAAGCAAGCGAUUCAGAAUGCCAGAAAAUCAAAGCAAGGCAAAAUUAAAAAUAUCAAAUACGCAGGUCACCCAGUGUCUCAUCACCACCAACCCUUACACCCAAUCCACCAGCGCCACAUCACUGUACCCACCAGUAUCCCCCAGCAGCAGGUCUUCUCUUUAGCAGAACCCAAGAGGAAACCCGCACAUCUGUGGUACACCUUCACACGCAGCGCUCUGUUCCGGAAAUGACCAGGAAAAAAACACUUCUUUAAAUGGCGAUAUGAAGACGUUCAGCCCCGGUGCAAAUGUGAAGGACAAAAGCAAACAACAAAUGAAUGAAGUCUGUGUGUGUGUGUGUGUCUUUGGUACCAAAAGUGUUCUGUAUGUUUGUGUGUUGAUGGUGUGGUAACGGUGCUGCUUGUAUCCGAUUUUUGUAUCGUUCUGUUCACCACAUCAACGUAUGUUGAGGCGAUAACGAUGUGUAUUUGAGCUUGUUGUAUAAUUUUAUAAAGGUAAGGCUGGAACCUUUUUAAAAAGUUAGUCCUAACUUUAGAAGAGUCAGACACUGCACUAAUAACCUCAUGUUUCUGUAAAUAAACACUUAGAAAA